Molecule: messenger RNA, 5758 nt
Organism: Austrofundulus limnaeus
Lineage: Eukaryota; Metazoa; Chordata; Actinopteri; Cyprinodontiformes; Rivulidae
Gene: kdm5a
Product: lysine demethylase 5A
Biological process (GO): regulation of DNA-templated transcription; chromatin remodeling
Cellular component (GO): nucleus; chromatin
Molecular function (GO): DNA binding; histone H3K4me/H3K4me2/H3K4me3 demethylase activity
Source: RefSeq, a predicted model, not a curated record
UCUUGAAUGCACCACAACGACUCUUCCGUCUUCCUUUCCUUGCUAGUAGCUAGCACGCUUGCUAAUACAGCUAAAAAUAGACGGCGUUUAAUUAUACAGGAAGUCACGGUCGAUAACAUGAAACUAAUAUCCCUUCCAGCUUUUUGUGUUUUUAAUUUAGCGUACUUUGACCUUGGCAGACCACCCUGCUUCACCGACUUUAUCUCCGGGGCUAACACCAAUGUUUAGCUGCGCAACUGAUUUUUUAGCCUUAUUAGCUUGGUGCUAGUUUCUCCUUUUUCUCGAGCGCUCCAUGACAUGAAUGAGAGCCGACGGAGUAAACAGAACAGCUUGACGAAGUGGACGAAGAGGCUGGAGGUUUUUUAUUAGUAUUAUUUUUAUUUUUUUGAGGAACCACGACAAGCUAUCGCCAAAGGAGUUAAGCUAACCGUUGCUAACUAAUGGAAAUGCACAUUUCUAGAGAAGAAGAAGAAAUCACAAUCCCCCCGCUGCUACGUCCCGAAACGUAACAACACAACAGCCUGUGUAACAUAAUGCUGCAGUCAGUGGGGGCAGGUUGGCUUUGUGUUUACAUGUCAAACUUCACAUUUUGUGAUAGUUUUUUGACUACAUUAACAAAGGUAAUGCUGUUGUAUAGGAUUGACUUCCUGCUCCAGCUACGGGAGUAAACGCUCAUCUUUAGCUUUUUUUUUUUCUUCAUCAAUCGUAAUAUUUCCUACUGUAAAAGACACGAACGAUCAUCAUGGACACGGAGGGAAUUCUUCAUGAAUUUAAUAAUUGCUACAGUUGACUUUUUUGCUCUGGAUGCUUUAUUUUUGGGGGAUGUUAUUUGAAUGAUUGUUGCGCCCGGAGCCCAUUCGACAUGUCUACUUUUGCGGAGUUCGUCCCUCCUCCUGAAUGCCCGGUGUUUGAGCCGAGUUGGGAUGAAUUCUCAGAUCCUUUAGGGUUCAUCAACAAGAUCCGACCCAUUGCAGAGAAGACGGGGAUCUGCAAAAUACGGCCUCCACAGGACUGGCAGCCUCCAUUUGCCUGUGAUGUUCGCAACUUUCGCUUCACUCCAAGAGUGCAAAGACUAAAUGAGCUUGAGGCUCUCACUCGAGUUAAACUCAACUUUUUGGAUCAAAUUGCAAAGUUCUGGGAGCUGCAGGGAUCAAAGAUUCGAUUCCCUCAUGUGGAGAGAAAGAUUUUGGACCUCUAUCAGCUCAGCAAGAUCGUGUCUUCCGAGGGCGGCUUUGAGACGGCGUGCAAAGAGAAGAGAUGGUCCAAAGUCGCCAGUCGAAUGGGCUUCCCUCCAGGAAAAGGCACCGGUUCUCUUCUGCGCUCACACUACGAGAGAAUCCUUUACCCUUAUGAGCUCUUUCAAUCUGGAGCUUCACUCACAGGCCUCCACCGGCUGUAUGACGAGGCGACGGACGGGGAGGAAGUAGAUGAAGGAGUCGGUGAGGAAACGAUGGAGGAGGACGAGGAGGAGGACGAGGAGGAGGAGGAUGAAAAGGACAAGGAGAAAGACAAGGAGGGGGAUGUGACGCAAACCAAAGAUCAGCUUCUGCCCGAGAGGCGCUCCAGACGUCUGAAGUCAGAGAGGGAAAACAAGGAGCCUAAAGGCCUCAAAAUCUUCGGAACGAGCCCUAAGAUGGUCGGUUUGGAGAUUCUUUCAGCUGAUGAUGGGUUCAUCAAGAAGCAGCGUCUCCUCAAAGCCCAAGCCUUCGCCAUCAAGAUGAGACCCCGCAAGGAGACCCUAGAGGUCAACUUUAUCGACCUUUAUCUUUGUCUGGUUUGUGGACGGGGCGAUGAAGAGGACCGGCUCCUGCUGUGUGACGGCUGCGAUGACAGCUAUCACACUUUCUGCCUCAUCCCGCCUCUGCAGGAUGUGCCCAAGGGGGACUGGCGGUGCCCGAAGUGUGUCGCAGAGGAGUGCAGUAAGCCCAGAGAGGCGUUUGGCUUCGAGCAGGCGGUGAGGGAGUACAGCCUGCAGAGCUUCGGAGAAAUGGCCGACCACUUCAAAUCGGACUACUUCAACAUGCCCGUUCACAUGGUACCUACAGAGCUGGUGGAGAAGGAGUUCUGGCGCCUGGUCAGUAGCAUCGAAGAGGACGUCAUCGUUGAGUACGGCGCUGACAUCAGCUCCAAGGAGGUGGGCAGCGGCUUUCCUGUGAAGGACGGCAAGAGGAGGCUCCUGGGAGACGAGGAGGAAUACGCCAACUCGGGCUGGAACUUGAACAAAAUGCCGGUUCUGGAGCAGUCCGUCCUCACGCACAUCAACGUGGACAUAUCCGGCAUGAAGGUACCCUGGCUCUACGUGGGGAUGUGUUUUUCCUCGUUCUGCUGGCACAUCGAGGACCACUGGAGCUACUCCAUUAAUUUCCUGCACUGGGGUGAACCCAAAACUUGGUACGGCGUCCCGGCUUCUGCAGCAGAGAAACUAGAGGCUGUAAUGAAAAAACUGGCUCCAGAGCUGUUCGACUCCCAACCCGACCUCCUUCACCAGCUGGUCACCAUCAUGAACCCAAACAUCCUCAUGGAGCACGGCGUUCCACAACCGCCUUCGUUCUGAGAGCAGCCGUAAUCGCACCAAACUGACCGUGGAUGAGCUCAAAGCCUUCGUGGAGCAGCUCUACAGGCUGCCGUGCAUAAUCAGCCAGGCCAGACAAGUCAAGGAGUUACUGGAGACCGUGGAGGACUUUCACGAGCGAGCCCAGGUGGCUCUAUUCGACCAGAUGCCAGAUUCCUCCAAGCUGCAGGAGCUUUUGGAUCUGGGCAGCGGCCUGGACGUAGAGCUGCCUGAGCUGCCCCGGCUCAAACAGGAGCUGCAGCAGGCCCGUUGGCUGGAUGAGGUGCGCGUCACCCUUGGCGAGCCCCACCGCGUCACCCUGGAACUGAUGAAGAGGCUGAUAGAUUCUGGAGUAGGUCUGGCGCCGCAUCAUGCCGUGGAGAAGGCCAUGGCAGAGCUACAAGAGGUCCUCACCGUCUCAGAGAGAUGGGAGGAUAAGGCUCGGGCCUGCCUGCAGGCGAGACCUCGACACAGCAUGGUGACCCUGGAGAGCAUCGUGCUGGAGGCAAGGAACAUCCCGGCGUACCUGCCUAACGUUUUAGCUCUGGAAGAUGCCCUGCAGAAGGCGAAGGAGUGGACUGCCAAGGUGGAGGCGAUCCAGAGCGGCAGCAGCUACGCUUACCUGGAGCAGCUGGAGAACCUCCUGGCCAGAGGCCGCUCCAUCCCGGUGCGCCUCGACCCGCUGGCUCAGGUGGAGUCUCAGGUGGCUUCAGCUCGAGCCUGGAGGGAGAGGACCGCUCGCACCUUCCUCAAGAAGAACUCCACGUACACUCUGCACCAGGUUCUGAGCCCACGUGUAGACAUAGGAGUUUACAGCAACAGCAAGAGCAAGAGGAAGCGGGUCAAGGAGCUCAUAGAGAAGGAGAGAGGUGGCUAUGACCCGGAGACCUUGAGCGACCUGGAGGAGAACCUCGAGGAGGUGCGAAACCCUUCAGCCGUCGUCGCUGCCUUCAAAGCCAAAGAGCAGAAGGAAGUGGAGGCAAUUCACUCCCUCCGCGCAGCUAAUUUAGCCAAGAUGGCCAUGGCGGACCGCAUCGAGGAGGUCAAGUUCUGCCUGUGCCGAAAGACGGCCAGCGGCUUCAUGCUGCAGUGCGAGCUCUGCAAGGACUGGUUCCACGGGGCGUGCGUCCCCUUGCCCAAGACGGGAACGCAGAAGAAAGUGGGCGUGGGUUGGCAGAGCAACAACAAGGACUCUAAAUUCCUGUGUCCGCUGUGUCAGAGGUCCAGGAGACCGAGACUAGAGACCAUCCUGUCCCUGCUGGUGUCGCUGCAGAAGCUGCCGGUGCGUCUUCCAGAAGGAGAAGCUCUGCAGUGUUUAACAGAGAGAGCAAUGAGCUGGCAGGACCGAGCUCGACAAGCUUUGGCCACGGAGGAGUUGUCCUCGGCGCUGGCCAAGCUGUCGGUGCUGAGUCAGCGAAUGGUAGAGCAGGCGGCGAGGGAGAAAACUGAGAAGAUCAUCAACGCUGAGCUGCAAAAAGCUGCCGCCAAUCCUGAUCUGCAGGGCCACAUCCAAACCUUCCAGCAGUCUGGUUUCAGCAGAGCCACAUCGCCGCGUCAGUGUUUGGACUAUGAUGACGAAGAGACAGACUCGGACGAGGACAUCAGGGAGACUUACGGUUACGACAUGAAGGACCCAGGUGAGGUGAAGCCCUACUUGUUCUGUGACGAGGAGAUUCCCGUCAAGUCAGAGGAGGUGGUCAGUCACAUGUGGCCGGCUGCCACGCCCUCAUUCUGCGCCGAACACGCCUACUCCUCUGCGUCCAAGUCCUGUGUGCAAAACCUGGGCACGCCCAGGAAGCAGCCCAGGAAGACCCCUCUGGUCCCUCGAAGCUUGGAGCCGCCCGUGCUGGAACUGUCCCCGCAGGCUAAGGCCCAGCUGGAGGAGCUGAUGAUGCUGGGAGACCUGCUGGAGGUGUCCCUGGAUGAGACCCAGCACAUCUGGAGGAUCCUGCAAGCGACACAGCCUCCCUCUGAGGAGAGAUUCUUGCAAGUCAUGGAGCCUGACAAUUCCCUGAUGGAGAAGCCCCUAAAGAUCAAACUUAAAGACUCGGAGAAGAAAAGGAAACGGAAGUUGGAGCGAGCUGAGCACCACCACAUGCUAAUGGCCGCGGCAGGAGGCUCUUCGGCCUCGGGAGACCUCCGACUGUCCAAGUCCAAGGAGCUGAAGAGAGUCGGCCUGGAGCUCUGCCUCAGCAGCAAGCCCAAGAAGAAGAAGCUCAAACUCAACCUGGAGAAGAACAGGGAGAUGAAGCAGCUGGCCAAACGACUAGCCAAGGAGGAAAAGGAGAGGAAGAGGAAGGAGAAGGCGGCCGUGAAGGCGGAGGCCAUCAAGGAGGGCUUCGAGAAGAGGAAGGAGAAGAAGAUCUUGGACAUUCCCUCCAAGUACGACUGGUCGGGGGCCGAGGACUCGAACGAUGAGAACGCCGUGUGCGCGGCGAAGAACUGCCAGAGACCGUGCAAAGACAAGGUGGACUGGGUCCAGUGCGACGGAGGCUGCGACGAGUGGUUCCACCAGGUCUGCGUGGGGGUCUCCUGCGAGAUGGCGGAGAACGAGGACUACAUUUGCAUGGAAUGCUCCGAGAAGGUGACCGGAGCGAGCGCGGGGAUAGCAGUCGAGGUGACGGCGGUGGAGGAAGAAGAGGAGGAGAACGUCGUGGUGCUGUCGACGUGCGGCGUACCCUCGUCGUCGGUGCCCUCGUGGUCUUCUGCGCUUCUCGUGAACCCGGCGACCUCAGUUCAGCAGCAGGACCCUCAGCAGAUCAGUUAGCACCGAACAUCGGGCAAGAACUGAGCACUUGAGCGCGACGAGACGCCCUGGAAUUAUUUCUGUAACUGUUGGGACUGUGAAGCACAAAAAAAACGACUCCAGAAAAGAUGUUUUCUGUAAACUGCUAAGGCGUCUGUGAGUGCAGGGUGAGUCCUGUAAACAUUUUAGGUCUAGAAACACCCAUCAGCUUCUGUCUGAAGGCUCUGAUUUAUUUACUGACCGUCUAACAAAGCACCACGCUAACUCAAUAUUCAGUCCAGGACGUCCGGCCCCUCCGCCCUUUGACCCCUCAGACGUUAAUAUCUCGACAAGACUAGGAAACCAAGUGGAUGUAAUGUAGUACAAUUAUUUAUAAUGUGUAUAGUUUUUAAACAGAUACAAAAAAAUGGAUUGUGACUUUUUGCUUUUCUCACCUUUAAUAAACAAAUCCUAGUCAAAUA